UAACAAAAACAAAAAGGGCAAAAAAGACGUGAAGCUUUGGGGGACACCUGCAUUAGGUCCCACUAGUUCACCCGUGACACCGUAAAAGGAAAACACGAAGUCGCCACGUUAUCACAAAAAGCAAGCCACGUCAAUACAGUCUCACUGUCACAACCACUUAAACUUACUAUUUUUUCACAAUUUAAGAUCCUAUUUUUUUUUGUUUAUAUAAACUCACCAGCUUGCUCCUUAAUUUCUUUACGAACAACAAACGUAUAAAGCGAUAAAAAACGAGAGAGAGAGAAAGAGAGAGAAAAAAAAUAUAGAUAUGGAGGACGACAAUAAUAACACCAACACCAACAACGUGAUCGCACCUUUCAUUGUGAAAACUUAUCAGAUGGUCAACGAUCCUUCGACCGAUUGGCUCAUCACUUGGGGACCUGCUCAUAACAGCUUCAUAGUCGUUGAUCCUCUCGACUUCUCUCAACGGAUCUUGCCUGCUUAUUUCAAACACAACAAUUUUAGCAGCUUCGUUCGUCAACUCAAUACCUAUGGGUUUAGGAAAGUGGAUCCGGACAGGUGGGAGUUUGCGAACGAACAUUUCUUGAGGGGACAGAAGCACUUACUAAGGAACAUAGCACGUAGGAAACACGCGCGUGGGAUGUACGGUCAAGAUUUGGAGGACGGCGAGAUCGUGAGGGAGAUCGAACGGUUGAAAGAGGAGCAAAGAGAGCUAGAAGCUGAGAUUCAGAAGAUGAACCAAAGGAUCGAAGCGACAGAGAGGAGACCGGAGCAGAUGAUGGCGUUCUUGUACAAAGUCGUGGAAGAUCCUGAUCUCCUCCCGAGGAUGAUGCUCGAGAAAGAGCGAACAAAGAAGCUAGUCUCGGACAAGAAGAAGCGUCGUGUCACGAUGUCCUCCACUGUUAAAGCAGAGGAGGAAGAAGUACUCGAAGAAGACGAAGGUAGGGUCUUUAGAGUGAUUUCAUCUUCGCCGUCUCCGUCCUCAACUGAGAAUCUUUACCGGAACCAUUCGCCGGAGAAUUCGUUGGGGUGGUGUGUUCCAAUAACGCAACAAGGACAGUUUGGUAACUACGAUACCGGGCUAGUAGCAAACUCGAUGAUCUCUACGUCCUCGUCUUCCACGUCAUCAUCGUUGACAUCGACGUUGUCUUUACCGGAGAGUGUAAACGGAGGAGGAGGAGGAGGAGGAGGAGGAGGAGGAUGUGGGAGUAUACAAGGAGAAGCAAGGUAUAAAGAAACAGCGACGUUUGGAGGAGUGGUAGAGUCAAAUCCACCAACAACACCGCCUUAUCCGUUUUCGCUGUUUCGAGGUGGCUUUUAGCUUUUAGCUUCACAUGAUAUAUGAUCUUCUUAUUAUUAUUAUGGUUCUUUUAUUUAUUUUUUUGCUCUUUUUUGUUGUUGUUCUAAUUAUUUUGGUAAACGUAUAACCAAGAAGAAAAAUAAGGACAGAAAGAUCGAUAUAUAGUUGUUAGGUUACGUGACAGGGGGAGAUAGAUAGAGUCAGUAGUCAUCGAUUAUAGAAAGUUUGACAGUAUAUAAUUUUCCAAUUAUAUUUUGUUAAAGUUGAUAUGUUGACUUUGGUUUUAAGCAUUUUUCAGGUGAUUUGUAAUUUAUUCCAUACUUUUGUAAUAAACAACAUUUUUGAUCUU
Messenger RNA from Camelina sativa (false flax), 1649 nucleotides. The record is from RefSeq and is a predicted model, not a curated record. Lineage: Eukaryota; Viridiplantae; Streptophyta; Magnoliopsida; Brassicales; Brassicaceae.